UGACUUCCACCGACUGGCCACGUUGCSUGCAGGUUAAACGAUAGAACAAAUGAUCAUUUUCUUGGACUUUGCCAACGGAAAACUACUGCAAAAAGAUUUUAGGACAACAGAAGACUUCGUAAAGAUAGCUUUGAAGUGUUUUCCUCAGGUUUUGAAAUCAGUGGAGCUUGGAAAUUUGUGACCAAAAACUGGGAACCAUCAUCUGCAUCAACAUGGCGUGCAAUUCCAUAGGAGUUGUUGGUUUUCUUGUUGUAUUGAUUGCUGUCUUGACAGGAUUUUAUUACAGAAACAUUGUAAAUAAUGAACGUCAUCUUAGGUCCAUCUUGAAUGGCAUGCUGUCAUUGGAGAGGAAAGUCAAAGUGACGAACUCUCCAGUUGCAGCUGUGGCUUUUGAAGCUACCCUGGAUAUCUUUGUUGAGUCUUUGGAUCUUCUCAAGUCUCUUGGCAUUGAUCCACCUCAAAGAGCUUACCCACAUGAAGUUAUAGACAGCGAAAUGGCUUUAGCUGAGACUUUUGCGUAUUUUUUUGAGCACAGUGUCGCCUCUUCUCGAUACGUGUCAAAUAAAGACUUGUUCAGAAAAAUAGUUGAGAAAGCCAAUCACUUACAACAUACAAAGAUGAUUGUUGGUGGGACAGCAACCUGCUUCGCGAAACGUCUUGCAUUAAAUGGAUGGAAGACACACCUUACGGUACCCAUGACAGAGUCUACAAGGAAGUUUGUGCCGUCUAGUAUUGAUAUUGUAGGUGAAAUACCUAAAGAAGAUGACAUUCACAUGAUCUUUGAAUUCCCCGGAUUUGAACACUGGGGCGACAAGUUUGUUUCCCAACGUUCUAAUCGAAUGGUAUUACACACCGAUGUUAAUAAUCCAUAUYUAAAGUCAUUGGAUACUUUAAAGCAAGUGUCCAAGACAGAAAAUCCUGCACUAGUUGUGAUUGGUGGUCUACACAUGAUGGACAGCUUUCCUUAUAAGGAGGGUGAAAGAGCACAGCGACUUGGUGAGCUGGCUAACUUAUUUAAAGAAUUGCCUUUCAAGAGCAUGGUCCAUUUUGAAAUGGGUGUUUUCCAUGAGCAUGCUCUUUUUGUAGAUUUAUUGAAGUAUGUUUUUCCAUAUUCAGACUCUAUUGGUAUGAAUGAGCAAGAUCUGCCCAAUCUUCUGAGCAUGCUCAAAUAUGACAACAUCACCAAAGUUGCUACCCAGAAGCCUCGUGUUGCUGUCAUAUUAGAUCAGAUGCGACAGGUGUAUAAGAUACUGCGCAGCAAGCCUGCAAGUAAUGCGAAAAGAAGAGUCACAAGACUUCACUUGCAUACACUUGCAUUCCAAGUUAUGAUGACGACAAGAGAGUCUCCAUGGACUAACUCACUGGUUGCUACAGCCAAGGCUUCACUGACUGCAACACGACAUGUCUGUGGGUCCAAUUUUAUUCACACAAACAAAUCCAGGGUGAUUAUGGAUGAUUCUUUCUCAAUCAGCUCUCUGCCUGGAAGUGACCGGGUGCCAUUCAAUGCUGAAAGACCAGUUUCUUGUUGGUCUGAAGAUGAUUACCAAUUCUGUGUUACACCAGUGCUUGUUUGUACUGAGAUUGUUCACACUGCCGGAGGAGGUGAUAACAUAUCAGCUGGUGGAUUGUCUGUGCAAGCAAAAUAGACAGUAACAUUUCGAUGACAAAUCAUAAUUUUAAUUAAAAGCACUAUCAGUUUUUUUAAAACAAAACAGAUUAAUCUAGAGAAGUUAUCCUUCAGCAGCAUGUUAGUAGGAGUAAUAAUAUGGCAAAUGCGGCCCUGCUGUUAGAAUGGUAAAUACUUAACUUAAUAUGAAGUYGAGCUUUCGCUGUUCCACAGCAUCAUCAGGACUCUGAUGAUGUGUCCUGAUGAUGCUGUGUAACAACAAAAGCUCAACUUCAUAUUAAGUAACAAUGCGCACAAAAAGCAGGCAACUUUCUAUUGUUCUGCGACAAUUGCAACUUCCGCACAUACRAAUGUCUUGGUUUUGASACUGAUUAUAUAUCAACCUAUGGGUAACAGAUUUUUAAAAUAAAAUGAGAAUAAACUGUUUUGAAACAAAGUUUCAU
Exaiptasia diaphana is the source of this 2070-nucleotide messenger RNA. RefSeq names its product ADP-dependent glucokinase. The transcript has a single exon. Gene Ontology annotation, cellular component: endoplasmic reticulum. Gene Ontology annotation, molecular function: ADP-specific glucokinase activity. The coding region runs from base 213 to 1646 and encodes 477 amino acids. NCBI's taxonomy places the organism in Eukaryota, Metazoa, Cnidaria, Anthozoa, Actiniaria, Aiptasiidae. Gene Ontology annotation, biological process: glucose metabolic process. The record is from RefSeq and is a predicted model, not a curated record.